AUGUCUCGUCAAAAUCUCGCAGUACCCCUCAUGGGCGCCGCAGCCCUGCUCGGCGGCGGCGUCUACUACGCCCGCAAGCCCUCAAACACGUCAGGCGAUGCGUCUCAACAGAUCGCCAAUGCCGACAAGCCGCGCCCGACCUCCGACGAGAUGGCCACGCAGGAUCGGAAACGCGCCGCCGACGCGAAGCGCGACAACGGCCUGGGCGGCGCUGGCGUGGGCUUGAACAACAAUACUGGAGGCGCCGAGCUCAGCAGCGGCACCCGCAGUGGUUCGAGCGGAAACCGGGACACGCCCAAGGGCCCUUCCGAGAAAUUCCCAUCCGACGCAGGCCAGAUUGGCGGAGGAUACGGAGGCGGCAACUCCAACACGAGGGCGAUUGAGACGCAUGGCCCUUCGAUGAGCCCCGGAUCGUCGACGGCGACGGGAGCUCUCGGUGGAGGCAAGAGCAAUGGCGGCGGGGGCGGCAGCGAUACUGCCAGCAGCUCGAACGGCUCUGGCGUCGGAUCCAAGUUGCAAGGCUUCUUCGGUACGGGCGGAGGCCAAAAUGGCGAGAAGAAGCGCCAGGCGCCUGUGGACACGAAGAUUGCGAGCCAUCACGCCGACACGCCGACGAACAAGGGGGGAAGCCCGUGGGAUAAGCACAGGAAGGACGUCACGUCUGUUUCCGACACGGAGUCAUGA
Messenger RNA from Colletotrichum spaethianum, 684 nucleotides. RefSeq lists its product as uncharacterized. The coding region runs from base 1 to 684 and encodes 227 amino acids. NCBI's taxonomy places the organism in Eukaryota, Fungi, Ascomycota, Sordariomycetes, Glomerellales, Glomerellaceae. The transcript has a single exon. The record is from RefSeq and is a predicted model, not a curated record.